GUCGAAUUACCGAGUGAUAGUGUUGAGCUUCAACUAUGUCAUCCGAUAAAAUAGAAAACUUAGACAACCUCAUCGCUGAGAUCAUUCCCAAGAAUUAUGUCUUUGUUGAUGCUGAAAUAACAAGACUAACAGCUUCUGGUGACAAUUAUGGCAGUCUUUUACUAGCUGUGGACAUCACUGUAAAAAAUGAAAAAGAAAACAAACUCAUCCACGCAGUAGCUAAAAGACCUCCUUCAAACAAACUCGUGCAAGAGCUGUUUAAUAGUCAGUACACUUUUCCUAACGAAGUCGGUUUUUACCAGACUAUUAUCCCAUAUUUGAGGCAGUUUCAACGUGAACAAGGUGUCACGGAUUUGAUUAGUUGUUUUCCCGAUUUUUACGCAGCGAGGUUAUGUAAAGAUGCAACAGGAAGGGUUGAUGAAAGCUCAGUAUUGCUAAUUAAGAAUAUUAAAAAGAAUGGUUUUCAAACUUUGAACAGAACAGUCGGGUUUAGUCUUGAACAAAGUCGAUUCAUUUUGGGAAAAAUGGCAGAAAUGCAUGCAACAACUGUUGCAUGGAAAAUACUACGACCUGAGCAAUUUAAAUUGAAAUUGGAGCCGUUUUUACAACAAUACAAAGUGUUUGAGAUGGAUGAAGAGAAUAAUCGAAAAAUGAUAAACGUAUCAUUAAAUGUUGUGAAAGAUGAUGACGUCUGUAGAAAAUACUUACCUCAAAUUGAAGAGUUUCUCUGGAAGAAUCUUCAAUUCUGUAUCACGAAAAAUAUUAAAACGAGUUCGCCGAGUCAUUUUCUAACCUUGACACAUUGCGAUCUGUGGGUCAACAAUAUUAUGGUCAAAAUUGAUAACAACACAAUCACUGAUGUAAAAUUUGUCGAUUUUCAGUUAUAUGAAUACACAUCGUUUGUAAGAGAUGUUGUUUUCUUUAUUUUCAGCAGUAUUCAAACAUCGGUCUUGAAGGAAAGUUGUGACGAUCUUCUGUUACAUUAUUUUGAUAGUUUGAUAAAGCACUUAGUUUCCAUGAAAUGUGACACUAAACUCUUCACUUAUGGUUCAUUUUUAAAUGAAAUCAAAAGUGUAAUACAGCAGGGUGAAUUUUUCCAUGUCUUAACUAUGUUGCCUCCAAUUUUUGCUGCUGAUAAAGAUACCAAGGACGUAGAAGCGCUCGAACUUCAUGACGUUAUUUUUCAUGAGAGUGAAGUCACUGAUACGCAUCGAGAGAAGGCUUAUUUUAUUGUAAAAGAAUUCAUACGAAGAGGGUGGUUGUUCCAAGACGACUCUUGAAGUAAUACACUGUUAAGUUUUUUGAUUACAGAACAAUAACUAAUGUACAAAAUGUUGUAUUUGUAAGAAUCUCAAUUUGUAGUUACUCGUUUCAAUUUUAAAACCUAUGUACGAAUAUUUAAUUAAAUAUAGGUACCAAA
This is a messenger RNA of Tribolium madens (black flour beetle), 1420 nucleotides long. RefSeq lists its product as uncharacterized. The transcript has 2 exons. The coding region runs from base 36 to 1280 and encodes 414 amino acids. NCBI's taxonomy places the organism in Eukaryota, Metazoa, Arthropoda, Insecta, Coleoptera, Tenebrionidae. The record is from RefSeq and is a predicted model, not a curated record.